AUGAGGCAAUUUACAAUUGAGGGGUGGAUUAUUCUGGUUACAGGGGUACAUGAUGAAGCCCAAGAAGACGACUUACAAAAUGCAUUUGGGGAGUUUGGUGAGAUUAAGAACUUGCAUAUAAAUCUUGAUCGUAGGACUGGUUUUGUCAAGGGGUAUGCACUGAUUGAGUAUGAAAGCUUUGAGGAAGCAGAGAAAGCUAUAGCUGCAAUGGAUGGAGGUGAGUUGCUGACUCAGAAUGUGAAUGUUGAUUGGGCAUUCAGUAAAGGUCCUUUCAAAUGAAGAAACAA
Messenger RNA from Lactuca sativa (garden lettuce), 287 nucleotides. The record is from RefSeq and is a predicted model, not a curated record. NCBI's taxonomy places the organism in Eukaryota, Viridiplantae, Streptophyta, Magnoliopsida, Asterales, Asteraceae.